AUGCAAAAAGCCGAAGAAGACGAAGAAGAAGAGGAAAAAGAAGAAGAAGAAGAAGAAGAAGAGGCAAAGGGACAGCAGGGAGACAAGACAAGAAAGAUGACUACCUGCUAUGCGCAUGUCCAGUCUCGGGCGGGAGAGGAAGAGGCAGCUGCUCUCCCCCAGACGCUUCUCUGUUCCUCGAGAGAACCUGCUUUACUUACUUACCUUACGGUUCAUCCGUUAUCUCAACCUGGUAGUUUACGAGUUAAAAAGCAUGUGCUUUUCCACUUUAUCUGCCCCCCGCCCCCCACCAUUACUCCGUAG
Trichophyton verrucosum HKI 0517 is the source of this 303-nucleotide messenger RNA. RefSeq lists its product as uncharacterized. Lineage: Eukaryota; Fungi; Ascomycota; Eurotiomycetes; Onygenales; Arthrodermataceae. The record is from RefSeq and is a predicted model, not a curated record. The coding region runs from base 1 to 303 and encodes 100 amino acids. The transcript has a single exon.